CUCUAUCAUGCCUUACAGUCAAGAUGUCGUGGCCGUGCUCUUCUCCGUCUCAUUCUUUGCGGUCGCCGACAACGUUUGAAGUGUGUGCUCCGUUUGCCCAUGGCGUCACCUGCAAAUCUUCCUCCACCUCUUUCAGCGUAGUGUUCUUCUUCUUCCAUCACAAGCAGAGCUUCCUUCUCCUCUUCCUACAAAGUUCAUUUGUCCUCUACUCCUCCUAGCCUCCGUAAGUUCGCCUAAAAUCCCUUGUCUUCGGUCAAAUUCAUCGCCCGCUGCAUUUCUUGUUUUCCAUCCUUUGCGUAUCAUGGACAACCAAUCCCCUUCUCAUUCUAUCCAACCAUGCAGGUUCUCUAAUUUUCAGGGACAUUUACUGACUCAUUGAAGGGAGUAUCGUUAGAUGACGAGAUGAUUAAUUAUAAACACCUGGGUUCAUCUUCAAAAUAGAAACAUCUGCCCUUGCCUGCUCGGAACUGAUCAUCGUGCAAUCUGCUCGCGUUGGAAAAUUCCGAGACCAUGAGGCCGGCGUGGACAAAGGAGAGAAUCAGCUAAGGUGAUCAGUGAUCACCGUUGAUGACCACCGGAGAAGUGCAUUCAUUUCUCAAUGGUGACUGAAGCCUACGAGAACGAGGAACCAGAGGUGGAGAUCUACCCGGACGAAUCGGUGGCACUGCCGUCUGCCGUUCUCAUCUGUAAUGACAGGGUCGUCGAAGGGCAUGAUUCUGAUCCACAAGAGCUUAACGACAAGUAUGGCGCAACAAGUCGACGGCGAGAAUCUGAACCUGUACAUGAAAACAGAGGAAGCGUUGCUGUGCGCGGUUCCUCAAUCAUAGAUACCAGAGGGAGAUCGGUGAUCCUGUUCUUCAGAAGCAGGAGAUUCAAUUCUCAGAGCUCAAAUGGAAUUCAAGCGCUUCUUGCUGGAAUCGAUUCGUCUAUCUUCCGUUUUGACUUCCUCUUCUUCACGUUCCAGGAAAAAGAGGCCUCCACUUUCUCUCCCGCUUCUCGGCAAUUCUUCCCCCUCGUUCUUUUUGGGUGUGUAAUUAAUUGCAUCUAUUUUAGUUCCAGCAUUCACUUUUGUGCUUGCGGUCAUCUUCAGGUAAUUCUGAAUUUUUUUCUCGCCAUUUAGAGAUUUUGCAGAAACGGAUAGGUUUGAUGAAAUCUAUGUCGUCACAAGCCGCA
Molecule: messenger RNA, 1173 nt
Organism: Prosopis cineraria
Lineage: Eukaryota; Viridiplantae; Streptophyta; Magnoliopsida; Fabales; Fabaceae
Exons: 2
Coding region: 599-1120 (173 amino acids)
Source: RefSeq, a predicted model, not a curated record